AUGUUUGAGGCACCUCUUCCCAUCACUCUUCCUCCCACGGCCGACUUCAAGCACGCAGAUCCUCCUGUCCGCACUCACAACGCCACGCCUACCCAGAUCCUCCAGAACCAGACCCCCGACAACAACACCAGCAGCACAAAGUCGGCUUCCACCAGCUCCCUGCCCGCCAUGUCUAACCUUGCUCCCGAGCCCGAGUUCCAGCAGGCUUACAAUGAGCUGGUCAGCACUCUCGAAAACAGCUCUCUCUUCCAGAAGCACCCCGAGUACAGAACCGCCCUCGAGGUCGCCUCCGUCCCCGAGCGUGUCAUCCAGUUCCGUGUCGUCUGGGAGGAUGACAAGGGCCAGGUCCGCGUCAACCGCGGUUACCGUGUUCAGUUCAACUCGGCUCUCGGUCCUUACAAGGGUGGCCUGCGCUUCCACCCCACUGUCAACCUUUCCAUUCUCAAGUUCCUUGGCUUCGAGCAAGUCUUCAAGAAUGCUCUCACCGGACUGAACAUGGGUGGUGGCAAGGGUGGUGCCGACUUCGACCCCAAGGGCAAGGCUGACGGCGAGAUCCGCCGCUUCUGCCAGGCUUUCAUGCGCGAACUUUCCAAGCACAUUGGUGCCGACACCGACGUUCCCGCUGGCGAUAUUGGCGUGUCCGGCCGCGAGAUCGGCUUCAUGUUUGGCGCCUACCGCCAGGCCCGCAACAAGUGGGAGGGCGUGCUCACCGGCAAGGGCCUCGACUGGGGUGGCAGCCUGAUCCGCCCCGAGGCCACCGGCUAUGGUCUCGUCUACUACGUCGACUACAUGCUGCAGCACGCCGGCCGCGGCAGCUUCGCCGGCAAGCGCGUCGCCAUCUCGGGCUCCGGAAACGUUGCCCAGUACGCCGCGCUCAAGUGCAUGGAGCUCGGCGCCAUUGUCGUCUCGCUCUCCGACUCCAAGGGUACCCUCAUCGCCGAGUCGGCUGAGGGUUUCACGGCCGCUCACGUCGACGAGAUUGCUGCCCUCAAGGUCAAGCGCCAGGCUCUGACGGCCUUUACCACCACCGGCUUCAAGUACCUCGACGGCGCCCGCCCCUGGGUCCACGCCGGCAAGGUCGACGUUGCGCUGCCGUGCGCGACCCAGAACGAGGUCAGCAAGGACGAGGCCGAGGCGCUGGUGGCGGCCGGCGUCAUCGCCGUCGCCGAGGGCUCCAACAUGGGUUGCACCCAGGAAGCCAUUGACGUCUUCGAGGCCGAGCGCGCCGCCAAGGGUGCCCAGGCCAUCUGGUACGCCCCCGGCAAGGCCGCCAACUGCGGCGGUGUCGCCGUCUCUGGCCUCGAGAUGGCCCAGAACAGCCAGCGCCUGAGCUGGACCACCGAGGAAGUGGACGAGAAGCUCAAGGCCAUCAUGAAGGCCGCCUUUGACAACGCCCUCAAGACGGCCGAAGAGUACGUCACCGCCAAGGAGGGUGAGCUGCCCAGCCUCGUUGCCGGCAGCAACAUUGCCGGCUUCGUCAAGGUUGCCCAGGCCAUGCACGACCAAGGCGACUGGUGGGUCCAGUAA
This is a messenger RNA of Cordyceps militaris CM01, 1527 nucleotides long. Its product is annotated as NADP-specific glutamate dehydrogenase. Gene Ontology annotation, cellular component: cytosol. NCBI's taxonomy places the organism in Eukaryota, Fungi, Ascomycota, Sordariomycetes, Hypocreales, Cordycipitaceae. Gene Ontology annotation, molecular function: L-glutamate dehydrogenase (NADP+) activity. Bases 1 to 1527 code for a protein of 508 amino acids. The transcript has 4 exons. The record is from RefSeq and is a predicted model, not a curated record.